UCUAGCUAAAAAAAUAUUUCUGUGGCACGUUGUUAUUGUUGAUUUUUUUGUUAUGUGAUUAAUUUAUUUCGAGUUACUUGGUAUAAAUUGAUCGUCUCUCUGCCUGUUUAAGCUUUCCAACUAUUUUGUUGAUCGAAUUUUUGCAGCUCAGAUUGGGGAAAAAGUGAGACUGCUUCAACUGUUCAAGGUAUGUUCUAAAGAGUUCUUUGCACGUGGAUUUGAAUAAAUUGAAGUGGGAAUGGAGUGUGUGGUUCAGGGAAUUAUUGAGACUCAACAUGUUGAGGCCCUGGAAAUUUUGCUUCAAGGGCUUUGUGGUGUACAUAAACAAAGCUUAAGGAUCCAUGAACUGUGCCUUAAAAGUGUUCCAAACCUAGGCUUAGUAGCAUCAGACAUACGGCUCUUAUGUGAUCUUGAGCAGCCAGAACCUGCAUGGACUGUUAGACAUGUUGGUGGUCCGAUGAGAGGCGCUGGUGCUGAACAAAUCUCAGUCUUGGUGAGACCAAUGCAAGAAAGCAAAAUAAGCAAGAAUGCAUUACGCUUAUUUUAUUCACUUGGCUACAAGCUAGACCACGAGCAGCUGAGAGUCGGUUUUGCAUUUCAUUUCCAAAGAGGUGCCCAGAUAACUGUAACAGUUUCAUCCAUCAACAAGAUGUUGAAACCUCAUGCUAUCGAUGAUGCAGUGCCUGUGACACCGGGCAUACAGCUAGUUGAAGUGACUGCACCAGCUUCAUCUGAAAAUUACAAUGAAGUUGUUGCAUCUGUAUCGUCCUUCUGUGAAUAUCUUGCACCGCUCCUUCACUUGUCAAAACCCGGUGUCUCAACAGGGGUUGUUCCUACUGCAGCUGCAGCUGCUGCAUCUCUCAUGUCUGAUGGUGGAGGCACAAAGUGACUGAAAAAAAUGUAGUAUUACUCAGUACCAUUUUUCUAUCUUACAUUUUUGUUGCGGUUAUCAUAGCUGAAGGAGGAGACAUAUUUCGCCAUGCUCAAUGUUUGUCCUUCUGUAAUUGACGUUAAAUACCUGAUCAUCGAUAUGCAACAGUGCUCAUGCAUAGAAUAGAGUUAUAAUACCCUUUGGUAUUGAAAUUGCGAAAAAACAAAGCACAGCAGUGCUCUCUUUGAUCUAUAAUUGUUUCUCUUUUCUUGUUGAUGUGUUGUGCUCAAAGCACAUGAGAUGUCUAAGUGUUCUUGGUCUGUGAUUAUAUUUGGUUCUUUGGGCAGUAAGCUCAGUUUUAAA
Solanum stenotomum is the source of this 1234-nucleotide messenger RNA. RefSeq names its product mediator of RNA polymerase II transcription subunit 18. Gene Ontology annotation, biological process: termination of RNA polymerase II transcription; regulation of transcription by RNA polymerase II. Bases 239 to 889 code for a protein of 216 amino acids. Lineage: Eukaryota; Viridiplantae; Streptophyta; Magnoliopsida; Solanales; Solanaceae. Gene Ontology annotation, cellular component: core mediator complex; mediator complex. The transcript is spliced from 6 exons. The record is from RefSeq and is a predicted model, not a curated record. Gene Ontology annotation, molecular function: transcription coregulator activity.